Neurospora crassa OR74A is the source of this 1624-nucleotide messenger RNA. RefSeq names its product exopolyphosphatase. Gene Ontology annotation, cellular component: cytoplasm. The coding region runs from base 168 to 1436 and encodes 422 amino acids. Lineage: Eukaryota; Fungi; Ascomycota; Sordariomycetes; Sordariales; Sordariaceae. The transcript has 2 exons. Gene Ontology annotation, molecular function: exopolyphosphatase activity. The record is from RefSeq and is a predicted model, not a curated record.
GUCGUGGAGUUGCAGUACCUGAAUACUGUAUAACGCGUGCGGCAUGUGCACUGCAGGAACAUCGAUUAUAUCAGUCGUAUCAUAAACUUGACUUUAGUUUUAGACUGUGUCUUGCGACUUACUUUUGUCUCAUAAAUAUCAUCUUUGACUGCCCGGGAUAGACAACAAUGGCGCCCGCAGCCCGUGUCUCCCUCAACAAGUUCCUUGUAACAGCUCGCAAGGCGCUUCUCGCACCGCCAGCGCAGCGUCCAAACCCUUUGGUCUUCGUCAUAGGAAACGAAUCAGCAGACCUCGACUCCCUCUGCUCCUCAAUCCUCCUCGCCUACUUCUGCACCUACCGCACCACCCCUCCGACCCUCCACAUCCCGCUCUCCAACCUCCCGCAAGCCGACCUCGCCCUGCGACCUGAGCUUGCCGCCGUGUUGAAGCCCGCCGGUCUACACACCAAUGACCUUAUCACCCUCGAUGGGCUGCCCAAGGACGACAAUGUCACCCCCGAAAACACUCAAUGGCUACUAGUAGACCACAACAGCCUCACAGGCCCGCUUGCCGCGCGCGGUUUUGGGGGUCCAGAAAGGAUAAUAGGGUGCAUAGACCACCAUGAUGACGAAGGCGUUGUUCCCCCGACCGUAAAGCCGAGGAUGAUUGAGAAGAGCGGGAGUUGCAUGAGUCUGGUGGUGGAAUAUUGCAAGCCUGUCUGGGAGGAGCUAAGCCGACUUGAAAGUGCCGAAGCGGGGGCUACGGACAGCCGGGAAGAGUGGGAGUCGCAGUUGGCCCAUCUGGCGCUGGCACCGAUACUGAUUGACACGACAAAUUUGACGAGCAAGGACAAGACGACAGAGUGGGAUACGGGGGCUGUGGAGUUUUUGGAAGGUCGUUUGACACAAAAAUCGCAACAGACGAGUGCCACCAGUGGAGGGCAAGAAGGGUAUGACAGGACAGCCUACUUCAACCACAUCACCUCCCUCAAAGAAGAAAUCGCCGGGCUAAGCUACCGCGACAUUCUGCGCAAGGACUACAAACGGUGGGAAGACGGCGGACUAGCGGUGGGCAUCUCGACGGUGGUCAGGGGACUCGAGUACCUCUUGACGGAAAUCGGAGACCAAAAAGAGUUCACCGAGGCGUUGCGGGCCUGGGCGAAAGAGCAGGAGCUGGACAUUGCGGCGGUCAUGACGGUGUCAAAUCCGGAUGGGAAGUUCACCAGAGAGCUGCUCGUCUGGGCGUUCAACGAGCGGGCGGUCAAAGUUGUGAAGCGGUUUGUGGAGAAGCAUGGGGAAGAGGGGUUGCAGUUUCAGACGUGGGGCGGUGGAAAGUUGGAUUCGGAUGAUGGAAAAGGCGAGUGGGUCAGGUGUUGGACGCAGGGACGGGUGGAUAAGAGCAGGAAGCAGGUGGCGCCUAUGUUGAGGGAUGCGAUGAAGGAGGCGGCUAGGCUUUGAAUGGGAAUGAGGUGGUGGGACAUAAUUGAAGGAGAUAAUGAUGGCUAGCUGAUGUAUCGACUUUGAAGUGAAAAGGAAACAAAAAAAUUCCCGUGGCAGCCAGAUAAGAUGGGCUGAUAAUGUUGUGCAAGGAGAAACUGGGCCAUACUAAUAAUACAUAUAAGGCUUACAUCCACAUGCUAUCGUAC